AUGACAGAUCCGUACUCCAUCUCUAGUCUGAUCUCUGUGCUCUUAGGACUCGGCUUGGCAAUACCUUUUAACACUUGUAUUGUGAUUGUUCACCUGAAAGUCAUCAGAAAGAAAGGGAAGUUGAGUCCCUCCGAUGUGAUCUUCAUGGCUAAGGGAAUGGUGAAUGUUCUCCUCCAGGGUUUUAUGACUGUACAGGGAAUGCUCUUUGUCUUUUCUCGGGAAGUUGUAUACACUAGAGAUGUAUAUUCGUUUCUGAGUGCACCAGUUUACUCUCUGACAUAUUUCAGCUUCUGGAUGACCUUCUGGCUUUCUGCUCACUACUGUACCAACAUCACCCACCUCAGCUAUGGGUUCUUCAUCUGGUUAAAGGGAAUUGUGUCCAAUUUCCUGAGUCAAAUCCUGUUCCUGACAGCUCUUGCGAUGUUCAUUGUGAAUGCCCCGUGUUCCUUUUAUUUGCAGGAAGAAAGUGGUCUCCAGUCUUCCGAGAACAUUACAAAAGCUCCUAUUAAAACUCUCCGUGUCAUCUUUCCCUGUCUAGUGCCUGUGACCUUCCUAGGCUGCUUUCUGCCAUUCUGCCUUAGUCUUCUGUGUCUUCUUCUCACCUUCUCCUUCCUGGUCAGACACGUCUGGAGGGUGAAGAAUAAUGACUCCGGAUCCUCACGGCCAAAUCUUCAGGCUCACGUCACUGCGCUGAGGACAAUCUUCUUCUUACUCCUCAUUUUCGUUUUAUUCUGCAUAUCUCAAGCACUUAGGUUUAUUAGCAAAUCCGGACAGUUAGGAUACUCGAUAUCUAUGGUGGGUUGGAAUUUACGUAUAUUAUCUCCAUCGCUUGAGACUGCUGUCAUCUUCCAGGCCAGCAACAAGCUGAAAAGCAUCAUUCUGAGAAGAUUCUGGACCAGAAGAUGGAGGAACACAGAGACCUAA
Molecule: messenger RNA, 924 nt
Organism: Nanorana parkeri
Lineage: Eukaryota; Metazoa; Chordata; Amphibia; Anura; Dicroglossidae
Product: taste receptor type 2 member 9-like
Exons: 1
Coding region: 1-924 (307 amino acids)
Biological process (GO): sensory perception of taste; detection of chemical stimulus involved in sensory perception of bitter taste; G protein-coupled receptor signaling pathway
Cellular component (GO): membrane
Molecular function (GO): G protein-coupled receptor activity; bitter taste receptor activity
Source: RefSeq, a predicted model, not a curated record